UACUUCCCCUUUGUAUUUUUCACUCCAUUGUUGUAUUCAUGAGAGUCACUUGGGGGAUUGUAUGUGUGAGGCUGCUAACAUGUGACAUCUCUGUGAGUGUGACAUUGGGAUAUAAUAUCUGUCAAUGUAAAAAUAGAACCUUACCCAGACCUACUAAAUAUAGAUGACUCAUAAAUGUAGAUUGUGUUUGACUCUGGUAAACAAGCAGCUCUAGCUAGAAAGGAGCAGAAAGAAUACAUAUCUCAGUAGCUCUUUUCAUUCAGGACUAAUAAACAUGAGGGUGGACAGAAUUGGAAAUGACAGUCCCGUGUAUGACCUCUCAGUGAUACGCAACCUUUGGGAGGGCCGGGUGAAGAAAUACAAGCAGCGUCAGAAGAAGGAACAGGAAAGGGUCAACAAAAGCGCCCUGGCCAAGAUAAAUCAGGAAUGGCAGUAUCGUAUAAUAUGCAGAAAAAUGAAGACCAAAGAAGUCGCUGCACUCCAGUGCUAUCUGGAAAGAUCAACCUUUGCAGAAAUGGGCAUUUUACCCACAGUUUCCACAAACACUGACAAUGAAGAGAAGAAAUUCAUUUUUGAGCUAAGUGGAGAUAAAUGGAGGAAACUACCAGAAGAUCUCCAAUAUAUGACUUAUCUUCGAGAGUGGCACAUUCAAAGAACACAAAUUCAAAAGUUGCCUGAAUACAUUGAACAGUUUGUGGAUUUGUGUGUCCUUGACUUACCUAAAAAUAGGCUCAAAGAGCUUCCAGCUGAGAUAGGAAAACUGGCGAACCUUAAAGAGCUUAAUGUAAAUUACAAUAAAUUAUCAAGCAUUCCACCUGAGCUUGGAGACUGUGUAAAUCUGGAAAAGCUGGAAAUGGUGGCAAAUUUUGAAAUCUGUGAAUUGCCUUUUGAGCUGAGCAACUUAAAAAAACUUAAACAUCUGGACCUAGCAGAAAAUAAAUUUGCUAGUAUACCAGUCAGUGUACUUCGAAUGUCAAGUCUUCAGUGGUUGGAUAUCAGUAAGAACAGUCUUUGUGAUUUGCCAGAGGACAUUGAUAGACCAGAAAUUCACAGUUCAGACAACAAUGACGGAAUCAAUAGUUGUUGAAUAGUCCGAUGACUUAUCAUGUGUGAACCUGGAAUACCAGCAGUAGGAUUACCAGCAUUUACUGGAUGCUUCUCAAAUUUGUGUCUUGUCUUGGCGCUUUCACACUUGGCCUUCCAGCCCUAGAGCAAUUAGCAGUGGAACCAGUUGUUCAGUAUCUGUUCCAUGACCUGGAAAUGGUAUUCUUGGCACCUCUCAACUGUCUGGUGAUGUCUGCUUGUUUUGCACCGAUUAAAGCUUCCUACCUGCUAGCUUUUCUGACACGGGGCAGGUUGUGUAAAGACAAAAUGCACGAUCAGAAUGUUUUUUCUUACUUUUGAUUUCAAGACAUGGCAGCUGGAAAAUUUCAAUGGAAAAUUUUGUGUGCUUGCAUGCUGCCCUUUAAGAAGAUGUGACCUAGGUUAACCACGCUGGAGUAAUUCAGUAUUGAGCAUGACGGUAAUUUUAACCUUACCAGCGUUCUUAACGUAAGAAGGCAAACUAAAUGAUGAAUUAAAUUAUGAAUUAUUAGUGCAACUUUUCUUUUGACUUUAAGUAUAGUGUUUAUGAGACACUUCAUGUUUUCUGUUGGCUUAUUUGUUGAUGUUUC
Clarias gariepinus (North African catfish) is the source of this 1673-nucleotide messenger RNA. RefSeq names its product leucine rich repeat containing 2 (gene smim22). Bases 275 to 1087 code for a protein of 270 amino acids. The record is from RefSeq and is a predicted model, not a curated record. Lineage: Eukaryota; Metazoa; Chordata; Actinopteri; Siluriformes; Clariidae. The transcript is spliced from 8 exons. Gene Ontology annotation, molecular function: protein binding.